AUGUCGUUUUCUUCAUAUUUUAUUCUCGAACCUUCUGCUUUAUGCCGGUUUACCCAUAAUGCACUGCGCUGCUUCCCUUUCUUCUCGCUUGUGUGGUUGUCCAAAAUGUCGCUACUCGAAGGUCCGUUAAAUGUGUUCGGCCAGAGAACAACUGGCGAGUCUGUUCGUACUCAGAAUGUCAUGGCCGCAGCAUCUAUCGCUAACAUUGUCAAAAGCUCCCUGGGACCGGUCGGCCUCGACAAGAUGUUGGUGGACGACAUUGGGGACGUAACCAUCACCAACGAUGGAGCAACCAUCCUAAAGCUGCUGGAAGUGGAGCACCCAGCUGCCAAGGUCCUGUGUGAACUGGCUGAUCUGCAAGACAAGGAGGUUGGAGAUGGGACCACUUCUGUGGUAAUUAUUGCUGCAGAGUUGCUGAAAAGUGCAGAUGAGCUGGUGAAACAAAAGAUUCAUCCCACAUCAGUCAUCAGCGGAUAUCGUCUGGCUUGCAAAGAGGCAGUGCGCUACAUUAAUGAGAAUCUCACUAUUGGAACAGAUGAUCUGGGCAGAGAGUGCUUGAUUAAUGUAGCCAAGACGUCCAUGUCCUCCAAAAUCAUUGGAGUUGAUGCUGAAUUCUUUGCUAACAUGGUGGUGGAUGCUGCCAUGGCUGUGAAGUUUGUGGACAGCAAGGGUGUGGCCAAAUACCCCAUCAACUCUGUCAAUGUACUGAAAGCUCAUGGUCGCAGCCAGAAAGAGAGCUACUUGGUUAACGGAUAUGCGCUGAACUGCACAGUCGGCUCGCAGGGAAUGGUUAAGCGUGUUGCCAACGCCAAGAUUGCCUGCUUGGACUUCAGCCUUCAGAAAACAAAGAUGAAAAUGGGGGUGCAGGUCGUCAUUAGUGACCCAGAAAAGCUUGACCAGAUCAGACAAAGGGAAUCCGAUAUUACUAAGGAGAGGAUCCAAAAGAUUUUGGCAGCUGGGGCCAAUGUUAUCCUGACCACAGGUGGCAUUGAUGACAUGUGUCUUAAGUACUUUGUGGAUGUAGGAGCCAUGGCAGUAAGAAGAGUUCUUAAGAGGGAUCUCAAACGCAUCGCUAAGGCAACAGGAGCCACCGUCUGCCCUUCUCUCACUAAUCUGGAGGGGGAAGAGACAUUUGAGGCCACUAUGCUUGGCCAGGCUGAGGAGGUUGUUCAGGAACGUGUCUGUGAUGAUGAACUCAUCCUUGUCAAGAAUACUAAAGCACGAACAUCAGCCUCCAUAAUUUUGCGUGGUGCCAACGACUUCAUGUGUGACGAGAUGGAGCGGUCAUUGCAUGACGCCCUCUGUGUUGUAAAGCGGGUGCUGGAGUCAAAGUCUGUGGUCCCAGGAGGCGGUGCUGUGGAGGCAGCUCUGUCAAUCUACUUGGAGAACUAUGCUACUAGCAUGGGAUCCAGGGAGCAGUUGGCCAUUGCUGAGUUUGCUCGGUCUCUCCUCGUCAUCCCCAAAACACUGGCUGUGAAUGCAGCACAGGACUCCACUGACCUGGUGGCAAAGCUGCGGGCUUUCCACAAUGAAGCCCAAGUAAACCCUGAACGCAAGAAUCUGAAGUGGAUUGGUCUGGACCUGGUGAAUGGUAAACCCAGAGACAACCGUCAGGCUGGUGUAUACGAGCCCACAAUGGUCAAGACAAAAAGCCUCAAGUUUGCCACUGAAGCUGCGAUCACCAUCCUCCGCAUUGAUGACCUCAUCAAACUGUUCCCAGAACCAAAGGAAGGAGGGCAGUCAUACCAAGAUGCUGUACGUUCUGGAUCCCUGGAGGGUUGAAAAGCUCCUGAUAGGUUCAAUGUCUGUAUUUAUACAUGAAGAGCUCUUCAAGGCUGUUGCUUUAGUUUAGGCCAUGCACUUUGCCUUUUCACUGUUGUCCCACUCCCUCGCCUUCAGGGCAGUCGCUUCUAGAGGAACUGUAAGUGAUUUGUUUGUUUUGGACACAAUAAAGCUCCAGUGGUUGUAAAUGA
This is a messenger RNA of Betta splendens (Siamese fighting fish), 1973 nucleotides long. It is a transcript of the gene tcp1, whose product is annotated as t-complex 1. The coding region runs from base 1 to 1782 and encodes 593 amino acids. The record is from RefSeq and is a predicted model, not a curated record. Gene Ontology annotation, cellular component: chaperonin-containing T-complex. Gene Ontology annotation, molecular function: ATP hydrolysis activity; ATP binding; ATP-dependent protein folding chaperone. NCBI's taxonomy places the organism in Eukaryota, Metazoa, Chordata, Actinopteri, Anabantiformes, Osphronemidae. Gene Ontology annotation, biological process: protein folding. The transcript is spliced from 12 exons.